Molecule: messenger RNA, 1393 nt
Organism: Mauremys reevesii (Reeves's turtle)
Lineage: Eukaryota; Metazoa; Chordata; Testudines; Geoemydidae
Gene: RPP38
Product: ribonuclease P/MRP subunit p38
Exons: 5
Coding region: 343-1194 (283 amino acids)
Biological process (GO): tRNA 5'-leader removal
Cellular component (GO): fibrillar center; nucleolar ribonuclease P complex; ribonuclease MRP complex
Molecular function (GO): ribonuclease P RNA binding; ribonuclease P activity
Source: RefSeq, a predicted model, not a curated record
GGUGGCGGAGGAGGGGGCGGGGUUUAGUUCUGGCUCACGACGAAGAGAGGACGGGGGUCCCCGGUCCCCCGGGGCCUGGAAGGGGCUGGCUCAGGUUUGGUGUUCUGAGGUAUCUACAGGGCUUCAGAUAUUUACCAGACCAUCUACUGUUGGAGAACUAAAUCUACUAGUCAGAGUAUGAAGGGUACGCAUAUGCCAUGGGUCCUUCCUUAAAAGUCUUCAGAUGAAGAAAAUCCACAAGUGAACAGAUAGUGGUAGUUGAUUUCCUGGAGAACAGUGUUAUUGCACCUGUCUACAUGGGCAGAAGAGCUGAGUUGUCAACACACAGAGAAAAGCAUCAAGAUGCCCAUAGUGCAGGCCAGGGGUGGAUCAGUCCGUAAAGCAAAGAAAAUUACUGUAAAAACAUCUUUAAAUAACCCAUAUAUCAUCAAGUGGCAUACCCUAGAAAGAGAUGAUAUGCACUUUAUACUCCAGACCUUGGAAGAAAGCAUUAAACACAUUGGACUUAAAAAGAUUGAGACUCAAAGAAGGAAAAAGCGUUCUAUUGCAAAAAGGCAAAUUAAAGAAAAAUGUGAUGCUAGUGAUUUUAGUGUACUUCCAAAGGAGAAGGAAAUAGACCAUAUUCAACAAAAACAAGGAUGGACUGACUUAAAUGUCAGGAAACAGCUUGCUAUUGGAAUUAAUGAGGUUACUAGAUCUUUGGAAAAAAAUGAACUACUUCUAGUGCUGGUGUGUAAAUCUGCAAAACCUACUAUGAUCACCAUGCACCUUAUUCAGCUCAGUGCAAGUCGAGCGGUCCCCGCUGGGCAGGUUCCACGUCUUAGUGAAAGCAUAGCACCUAUGCUUGGCUUAACAUCUGUUCUAGCACUGGGUUUUAAAAAGAAUUCUGAUACUUUUACUGAAGUAGUCGAAGCUAUAAUACCACGGAUACCUAGCUUGAAUGUGCCCUGGAUUCAUCACAGAAGUGAGCAACAUAUGGCAGAGGCAUAUACUGAUCCUUUGGAAAUUCAAGAUACCGAGCUUAUGCAGACCUCAGUGGAGGAGUUCUCUCAAAGCCAUAAGUGGAAAUGUACUGAAAGCAAUAAGUCGGAUUCUUCAAAUGUAACUUUACAAGCUCUCAGAAUUAAAAAGCUUGUUCCAAAUCCAAAUAAGAUACGAAAACCUCCCAAAAAUAAAAAAGCUGCUUCAAAAUAACUUAGUUUAGUACAGAUCUUUACAGUGGGAGUAAAGUGAUUUUUAUGUAGUAUUGGAAACUGCCCCAUGUUACUAAGUUAGCUGCUUUUAAAUGUCAUGGCUUCAGAUGUAAAGUCAUUUGACCAAUAGAAGAUGAACUCAGACUUGUUUUGUUCUGACAUUAAAGCAUGCAAUCUAUAAAAUUGUGCAUAAGUGUUAA